Messenger RNA from Fomitopsis serialis, 1662 nucleotides. RefSeq names its product amp dependent CoA ligase. Bases 1 to 1662 code for a protein of 553 amino acids. NCBI's taxonomy places the organism in Eukaryota, Fungi, Basidiomycota, Agaricomycetes, Polyporales, Fomitopsidaceae. Gene Ontology annotation, molecular function: CoA-ligase activity. The record is from RefSeq and is a predicted model, not a curated record. Gene Ontology annotation, biological process: secondary metabolic process. The transcript has 18 exons.
AUGCGCGUAAUCCACGGUCCCGGAGGUGCUCUGCCAGCUAUCCCAGAUGACUUGACCAUCCCGCAGUUCAUGCUAGAUGCCGACCACCCAAGCAGACCAAAGACAGACAGGAAUCGGCCAUGGAUGAUCGAAGAGACCACAGGCAGGGAGGUGGUGAAAGCAGAGCUGCACUCGCGCACCGACAGUCUCGCAAAUGCGCUCAAAAUCCGCUGGAACAUCGGAGAGGAUGAUGUUGCCUGUCUGUUUAGCUCGAACCACGUCGACUACCCAGUGAUAGUCUGGGCCGUUCACCGACUGGGAGCUAUCGUCAGCACUGCCAACCCCUCCUACACGCACGACGAGCUCGUGCACCAGCUCAAGACCACCGGCACCAAGAUCAUCUUCGCGCACUCAUCCGGUCUCGCAGUCGCAGAGGCAGCCGCGCGCACAGUCGGGCUCAAGCCGGAGCGCAUCGUCCUAGAGGGGUCGAAGAAGCCCAAGAGCUACACGGAGCGAAAGCUCAGGCCAGGUGAGGGCAAGACGAAAAUUGCGUUCUUGAACUUCUCCAGCGGGACCACGGGGCUUCCGAAGGCCGUCAUGAUCCCGCACUACGCGUUGAUAGCCAACAUCAUCCAGUGUACUGUGUAUGCCGAGGGAGACACUAAGCCCGUGGAGAGCAAGACUUUCAUACCCGGCCGCAGAAUCUACGCAGCGCUUCCCCUCUUUCACGCAUAUGGCUUGGCCUUCAUCAUGCACUUCGGUUUCUUCCUCGGGAUGCCCUUGGUGGUCUCCCAGAAAUUCGUCUUCGCCGACAUGCUCAAGAGCAUCGAGCGUUACCGCAUCACCACCCUCCCCUGCGUGCCUCCCAUGGGUGUGCUCUUCCACCCCGAUGUGAAGAAGUACGACCUCAGCUCGAUCAAGUCCUUCAUGAUCGGCGCCGCGCCCGUCUCGCCCGAGCUCCAAGCAGCACUCGCGAGCGUCUUCCCGCAGGCCACCAUCGGCCAGGGCUUCGGCAUGACGGAGACCUUCACGAUCGUGGCGCUGCAGCGGCACGAUCAGAAGGUCGGCACGCUGGGCAGCGCGGGCGUCCUCCUCCCUGGCGUCACCGCACGCGUCGUCCGCCCGGACGGCACGGAUUGUGCGCCGGACGAGCCGGGGCAGUUCGUCGUGAAGAUGCCCUCUCUGGCGCUGGGGUACCUGAACAACGAGCAGGCGAAUAAGGAGACAUUCGUGGACGGGUGGCUGAACACCGGCGACGAGGUGAUCAUCAACGACCAGGCCGAGCUGUUCGUCAUCGACCGCAUCAAGGAGCUCCUGAAAGUGCGGGGCUUCCAGGUUGCUCCCGCGGAACUGGAGGGCUUCAUCCUCGACCAUCCGGACGUUGCGGACGUCUGCGUUGUCAGUCUGCUCGACGACUUUAACGGCGACCUCCCCCUUGCAUUCGUCGUGCCGAACGCGAGCGCCAAGGAGCGCAUGAGCAAGGACCCCGCUGAGGCUGAAAAGAUCAAGGCGGCGAUCAUCAAGUACGUCGCGGAUGGCAAGGUCUCUUACAAGCAGCUUACCGCCGGCGUCGAGUUCAUCGACGCGAUCCCGAGGAACCCUAGCGGGAAGCUGCUCAGGCGGUUCCUGCGCGACAAGGCAAGGAGCGCGCAGAAGAACAAGGGCGUCAAGGCGAAGCUUUGA